AUGAGUUUCCUCAACCUCAAAGCCAAAGCCGAAAAAGCAGCCUCUCACAUCGGCCUCAGCAGAACCAAAAGUCUCCACAUGAAAAACCCCUUCACCAACCCCCGCCGCCUCGACGCCGCCAUUAUCGCUCCACGCACCCCCCUCAGCGACUCCGAAGACGAUUUCCCCUCGGCCCGCACAACCCGCCGCACCACCCUCUUCUCAACACCCAGCCGACGCGUCUCUCCUCACGCCUCGUCCCGCGAAGACCGCUUCUGGGAAGCAGACCACCACUUCCGCGAGCAGGAAAAGUCAGAAGUGUAUUCUGAUUUCCAGGCCUUGAAUCCUGAGAACGUGAGGGUUGAGAGGUUGAAACCGGCGCAGGAGCGUGAGUUUAAGAGGGUUAAGGCGGAACAGGCGAGGAGGGAACGGGAUGCGGUGAGGGCGAGAGCGAGGGCGCAGAGGGAGUUUUUGGAGGAGCAGAUGAGGUUUGUGGAGGCUUGUGAGGAGGAGGAGGAGGGGGUGUGA
Messenger RNA from Glarea lozoyensis ATCC 20868, 507 nucleotides. RefSeq lists its product as uncharacterized. The transcript has a single exon. The record is from RefSeq and is a predicted model, not a curated record. The coding region runs from base 1 to 507 and encodes 168 amino acids. Lineage: Eukaryota; Fungi; Ascomycota; Leotiomycetes; Helotiales; Helotiaceae.